AUGCCUCGAAAACGCCCUUCCCGUACACAGCUUUCAUCCCGCACUCGCAAGAACGAGAAGCAGAAUCUAGCAGCCCUCAAAAGCGUCAAUUACGAACUUCAGGAUCACAAUGCGGACCCUCCGCCGCCAGUCGCUACGUACAAGACUGUACAUGUUCCACAGACUAACAAGAAACCCGCGAAACCCAAGCCCAAAGAACACAAGCCGGAGGGCGUAGACAAGAACCUGCACAACGCUGAGGUAGAUCCCAAGGCAUCCCAUGAAGUUGCUCCCGCUCUUGUGCCUGCUCCGGUACCUGGUACCGGUGCGCCCGCGAACCCGCCUCCACCUCCUACGGGCAACGUAUCCACAGCGCCGGCCGGUAUCGCGACCAACUACCUCGCACCGGCCACGCACGUCUCUCUUCCUCCAGCAUCAACCUUCACAGGCGCACCAGCUCCUACUAUUCUUCUCACGUCCUCCUCUACCCCGGCGCCCACCCUCCAAGCAGAGAACGCCGCCGCUGCCAACAACACCAAUACCACCUCCAAAUCUCCUCUAUCCACGCCCAUAAUAGCGCUUAUAGCAGUGGGCGGUCUCUGUCUUCUCGGCGCCGUCCUCCUUUGUAUCCGCAGCUGCGUCAAGAGCGCCCGCGCACGUCGCAAGAUUCGGCCAACGAUGUCGCUUCCAAUCCUGCAAAGUGAUGGGUAUGACGGUGACGCCGAGUCCCUUCAUCCAGUCAACUCUGAGAUGACAAUGAAGCCUCGCGUGCUUGCGCCUGACGAGUCGCCCUUGUUCGGUGGUGCGGAGCGGUACUCGCUCACACGCAACGGCGCGGGCAGCGGGCCUGUCAAGUGGACACAGUACCAGUCUGGUGUGCCGGAGAAGCACACGCUCGGGCUCAACUUCGAUAACUAUCAACAGUCACCUCCUCAGCAUCCUGCGGCAGAGAUCAAAGUCGCGACGCUCGCCACGGCUGCGUACGCGCAUGCUCAGCCUGUUUCGGUAUCUCUUCCUCCCGCUACGUCUGAGCGCGGGAUGAAGUACAAAUCGCGCCUGUCAACUCUUACGCUCGCGCAGGAGCCGCCGGAAGAGUUCACCGGCGCGAUCGGUGUCGCGCUCAGCGGCGACGAUCUCGCUGGCGUUGCAUACGAUGACAAUGCGGUCGAGGAUGAUGAGGAUAUCGCGGUGAUCACGCCCGUCCCGCCCGCUGCGCGCCGGCUCAGUCGCAGCGCGUCAGGUCGCGAAGCUCGUCGGCGCUCUCGCAGUGGUCCAGAACGCGACCCGCGUAGGAGCACGUACCACGCCGACCAAGGUAAUGGUGGCCUGGCAUACGAGGACUCUCCCGCACCCGACGCCGCAGGCCGCGCGAGGAUCAAAGCACCGUACGACGUCCGCUCUCACAGCCGCACGUCCUACGCGCCCAACGCUCACACGUCGUACGCGACAACUGCGCCCGGAGCGCGCCUGUCAAUGUACGCCACCGGCGCAGGCUACGACAACAACGACCGGAUCCCACCUCUGCCGCCCGUCCCGCCGCCGCCCGGCCGCAUUGGCGCGCUGGCUACGGCCCUGGGCAUCGGCAGUCCGCCGGCGGCACACGCGCAUGACGCGCGGGCGACGUUGUACCCGGAUGAUUCGCUGAGCCGUCAAGCGAGCUUGGCCGUCCCUCGCAAGCCUGCGCCGAACGUCACGCCUGAUUAUCUCGGCGAGCGCUUGGGCGACCGCGAUAGGGACAGAGACCGCGAUAGCGCGUUGCUCGGGAGCCCGUCGACGUCGUUGGGCAGGCUCAUGUUGGGCUCGUCGUCGCCGCAGCCUGAUCAGGCUUAUGGCGGGACUGUGCCGCUGCCGAGCUCGCAUUCGAGGAGCGGGGAUCGCCCGCCAAGGGUGCCGUCGCCGCCUGCACUGCCUUCGCUCGCUCAGAUGGCGCUCGUGAACCAAGAUGGGUUCGACGACUACAGAAGCCCAACGUAUAGCAUAUACGGGAUGUACGAGGCCGAUAGGAAGAGCCGGGUUCAGAGUCGUGUGCAGUGA
Molecule: messenger RNA, 2013 nt
Organism: Peniophora sp. CBMAI 1063
Lineage: Eukaryota; Fungi; Basidiomycota; Agaricomycetes; Russulales; Peniophoraceae
Source: the annotation of a GenBank genome assembly